AUGGCCAAUAACCCAACCGAACAUCCAACCGACGAUUUCCUCCAGGAAAUCCUCGGGAUUCCGAACUUUGCUUCGGCUGAAGCCGGCUUGGUUGGAGCCGAUGGUGGCUUGUCUGGCGCAGCUGCUGCUCAAGCUCCUAUGAUGCUUCAGCUCAGCUCCGGUGAUGGUUCCGGCCACAUCUCCGCACUCGGCGGUGCUCCUGGAGGUGGAGGCGCUGGGUUUCACGGGUUUCCGUUGGGUCUUAGCUUGGAGCAAGGGAAGGGAGGAUUUCUGAAGCCCGAGGAGGCGUCUGGGAGUGGAAAACGAUUCCGUGAUGAGAUUGUGGAUGGCAGAGUGAAAAAUGUUUUUCAUGGUCAAACAAUGCCCACAACAGUCGCUGCAGCUCCACAUCCACCAGCAAUGCGCCCAAGGGUACGGGCUAGACGAGGCCAGGCCACAGAUCCACACAGUAUUGCUGAAAGGUUGCGCAGAGAAAGAAUAGCUGAAAGAAUCAGGGCAUUGCAGGAGCUGGUUCCUAGUGUCAACAAGAAAUCCACCACGGGGAUUGUUGGUGGUGGCUUGCAAGAGUUUUGCUUCAUAGUGGUUGGUCUUGUAGUUAUGCAGGAUUAUUUGACGGAUCGAGCCGCCAUGCUUGAUGAAAUUGUGGAUUAUGUGAAGUUUUUAAGGCUUCAAGUAAAGGUAUUAAGCAUGAGUAGACUGGGCGGAGCUGGUGCUGUUGCACCACUUGUAACGGACAUCCCACUAUCAUCAGUUGAGGAUGAAACUGGUGAAGGAGGAAGAAACCAACCGGCUUGGGAGAAGUGGUCGAACGAUGGCACUGAACGACAGGUAGCUAAGCUAAUGGAGGAAAAUGUUGGUGCUGCCAUGCAAUUUCUUCAAUCAAAGGCUCUUUGCAUCAUGCCCAUCUCACUAGCCACGGCAAUUUACCAUACACAACCACCAGAUACCACUACUAUUGUCAAACCAGAAACAAAUCCCCCAUCAUAG
This is a messenger RNA of Dovyalis caffra, 987 nucleotides long. NCBI's taxonomy places the organism in Eukaryota, Viridiplantae, Streptophyta, Magnoliopsida, Malpighiales, Salicaceae. The record is from the annotation of a GenBank genome assembly.